Messenger RNA from Acanthaster planci (crown-of-thorns starfish), 2958 nucleotides. Its product is annotated as echinoidin-like. NCBI's taxonomy places the organism in Eukaryota, Metazoa, Echinodermata, Asteroidea, Valvatida, Acanthasteridae. The record is from RefSeq and is a predicted model, not a curated record.
GCACUUGAACCCCAAACAUCAGAUAGCCCAACACAUCUUCGACAUCCAUUCAAGCUCUUUUUACUGCAAGCCUUUCAACUGCAAACUGCACUUGAACCCGACUGUUCGACCCGACGGCACGACGCAAGGGAGCCGUCGUGCCGUCGCGUUGUCUGGUUGCGUCGCCUGGAGGGAGGCAAGAGAGAGAGAGAAAUGUUUGUCGUAAAUAGUACACCGUACCAAAUGAAUGACAAGUCUUGUCUCCAAAACCAGAGAGAUGUUGUUUCGGUUACCUUAGCCUCAAGCCGGCAUUCUGAUCCCCUCGUUUGUAGAAAGCAAAAAAUUCCGCAAGCGCAGCGGCAACGGAACCUACCACUGAAAGGGGCAAAGCCCCAGUGUUAAUGAAAUAUCUCAGUUUGAAUCUUCCGUUUUGAGGUAACUUUACAAAAUUAUCACUGAAAGGGCUGUGAAAUAGUCAUGGUAUCAGAUCAUCCUGAAAAGGUUUUAGGUUAAUUUUCAGCUGUUACUUGCAUUCAGAUGCACAUACAUGUAUUUAUAUAGCCCCCAUUGUGGUUGCAUUUGGCUGUUCGGUAACGUAUUGGAAAGUUCCUCUUCCUAAAGGAUUUUUUAUGCAAACAGUUUGGAAUAUAACCGGACUGCUGAUGACCUCUAUGACCGCAUUUUGAGGCGCCUCAUCAGCGAAUCAGAUCCCAGCCUGCACGAUGCGUAAUUUUAGGAUCUGCGCACGCGCACUUCAUUGAACGAAUUUCAUGUAGCCGCGCCGAGGAGGUCUCGUUUGAGGCUUCAUUGCAGUCUGCUCGGCCAGCAACGUCGAGACACAUCGCACUGCAGUUUUUUGUGCGCCUGUCGCGGAUUCGCCUCCAAGAUGAAGCUGUUACUAAUGGUGUGCUUUACGCUAUGCGUGGUAACAUGCAAGGCUCAACUGGUCUGCCCAGCUUACUGGACCCUUUUUGACCAGUCCUGCUAUCGUCUCUUCGGCUACCCGCGAUUUUACACGGCUGCCGAGAGUGUGUGCCAGUUGUUCACCCCGUGCGGCACGGCCACUCCAUCCACCGCAGGGCAAGGACACCUUGUUUCCAUCAACAGUGACGAGGAGAACAAGUUCGUGUUCAGCUUCCUGGCUGGCCGUUUUGGCGAGAUCCCGUCGACGCAGACGUGGCUGGGGCUUAGCGACAUCGACCCACAGGGCGGCCAGGGCGAGUUCCGCUGGGCCGACGGCACAGAUCUCGGCGGCUUCUCUGCCUGGGCAAGCAACGCGCCGCGGCAGAACAACAACGUGAACUGCGUUGUUUACGCCGAAAGUAUCAUACCGCGGUGGAUGGACAUCAAUUGCGAGGAAGAGCUUACCUACAUCUGCGAGAUGCCGGCUGGAAUCAGCGCCUGCUCGGCGUCCUACUUGCCAUCGAACACCAAUCCCCCUCCAGCGCCGCUUACUAGUCCAAACAAGCCCGAGCGCAUUCGGUAUUCUGCGAAAGCCAAUCGGUACCAGGAACAAGUGUAAACUGAAUGAGUACUUGGACUGACUGAAAAAAUAACAGGUUUUGAGUACCUGUGGACCCCUUCAAGAUUCCGGACCUCAAAGUAUGGCAUAGGCGGUUUCAUCUAUCAGGAUUAGCAGUGAGAAAUCUGGGGAGAGUCAAAAACUGAACUGACAAGAAAACUCGUGAUGUAGUAUUUUUUAUGAGCUUUUUCAAUUCCUGAAGAUUUGAAAUUAUCAGCUGUGACCCAUGACCUUUCACCUUGGCCUUCAGUGCACGGGAAGGGUUGAUUUCUACGUUUAUCCUUUCCAUUGCAUGGACUGUGUUUUCUGUUGACGGUACUGGACGCAUCUGGCAGAUGAACUAGGUUUUUUAGCAAGAAUUUUUUUAAGCGCAUAAACUCGUUAUUAAAUUUAACAUGUACCCAGCGUAAGAACUUGAAGUACAUUUGCGUAUAGUUCCAGCGAAGUGGUCACCGGUUUGGGAACCAAUCAAAUGAUGUACGGUACUGGACGCAUCUGGCAGAUGAACUAGAUUUCUAUAGCAAAAAUUUUUUUCUUUUCAGAGUAAAUAUCGGUUUCUUUUACUCAUUAUCACUAAGAUGUGUUGCUGUUCGAUUGACUCCCUUUUUGUUUAAUAUGCACGAAGCGUUUUCUGUUGUGUGUAUACGUGAUCUUUUCCUGAUAUGCAUGGUGAUUUUUCAACUUUUUUGAAUAAAUGUUGAGCAGAUAGAAACGUUGAAUUCUGGAGUGUUUCUUUCCGGUACAGGGAAGAGGAUGUUGGUAAACCGGUAACUUUGCGCCCACUCCUGGUAAAUUUAAACUCCUUAUAAAGUAAAUCGCAACGAGCCUGCCAUUUCUUUCGGCAUGCUGACACUCGGUCAGUCGUCGAAACUGGUUUCGAAAAGGGGAAAGGGUAGACAAGAUACGCUUUUCUUGGAGAAAAGCAGAUUUUUCUUACCGAUGGGGGCACUUGAAUCCCGUUUUGUUCUUGGAAACAGAAGUGCACAGGGAACUUUUGAAAAUUAAGCACAUAAUUAAAAAAUUUAAAAAAGCACCCGUGCGUCGGCAUGUCACCAGCAGGAACCGUCGUGUUUGCGGUUCGUAAUUAAGUUUUUUUUGCGUGGUCACUUUAAUGUAAUCGUAGCAAUGGUUUGUUUUUGUGAAUCGUCCAAAUGUGAAGCACACACAUACAAACUGAAACACAUUCAGAAAUACCCGUGGAUGAAAGAUAUAAGGUGGGUUAAACAUAUGCAGCCAGAAAUGAGACGGCCGAAUCCACACGGUCUUCCUUGUAGCACCGCUACACUAUACCCAGCCAGAAAUGAGACCGAAGGAGACAGAACCUGUGUGUGCAACAUGCUACACAGAAUGUUUAGUCAGGUGAUAUGCUAUAGGAUAUAGGCACAGCCGAUCGAAUGGUCUAAGAACCAGACCUUCAAGUGCACACUAAUGCUACACAGUGCAAGACGAAGGCGAGA